Messenger RNA from Alternaria postmessia, 1920 nucleotides. RefSeq lists its product as uncharacterized. Lineage: Eukaryota; Fungi; Ascomycota; Dothideomycetes; Pleosporales; Pleosporaceae. Gene Ontology annotation, cellular component: TRAMP complex; nucleolus. Gene Ontology annotation, biological process: RNA 3'-end processing. The record is from RefSeq and is a predicted model, not a curated record. Gene Ontology annotation, molecular function: mRNA binding; poly(A) RNA polymerase activity. Bases 1 to 1920 code for a protein of 639 amino acids. The transcript is spliced from 3 exons.
AUGGGAGACUCGUAUCGCCCAGCGCGGCGCCCGCCACCGCUUGUAGACCGUAUGACCUUCACUGGCAAUGAUCGCGACAACUAUCGACCAGGCGGCGCGCGCAACGGCAACCAGCCCCAAUUCACUUUCGAGUCUAGCCAUCCUGCCCCCCGCUUUCCGCCUGCUGGAGACUCCAAUGUACCGCGUGGCCCUGCGUCAUCAAGAAGGCGCGGCCGUGGUGGGGCCUCGCGAGGCUCGUCUCGUGCGGAUGGCAGGAACAACGCAAACGGCUACCGUCGGGGCGGUUUCAAGAAGGCCGCCCCUCAUGAGCGCGCCCUUCUUAAACACCAAGACGAGGGUAGUCCGGAGCGCGCACUGGGUGUCGGAGACGGUCCUAACCGGUUUCUCAACCCGGAUGACCUGUCUGAUGACGAAGAAGCAGAUAUGUCAGUAGAGAGUGGCGACUCUGCCGAUGAAGAUCGCGAAGGUGGUGCGCGGGAGCCCAAGGCAGCCCGGACGCAAACCAAGCGUGCUGAUGGCGACUCUGUUCCUAAGUGGUCCAACCCUGACCCGUACACUGCCUUGCCGCCUCCCGAUGAGACCACAGGCAAGAGAACCGACUUUGUCAAGUUGAUUCGAAAAGCAAAGAACGAAGAGGCAGAGAAGACUGCCGGACACAACUCAGUUGUUGCCAACGACGACUUCAUCUCGUUUGGUGACGAUGAUGACGACAAUGAUCCUGAUACUGUUCAAGGCUCCUUGAGCGAAAUCGCACACAUUGACAGCAUUGUUAAUAGGCAACAAGCUGCGCUAGCCGAACAUCGGGCACCUCGUCCCGCGAGGAAUAACAACAAGCGCAAAGUCACCAUGAGCGGUGUAGUAGAUGAAUGGUUGCCCGUCCCUAACAUCAAUCCAACGCCGUGGCUGCCCUCACGCGACCCUUACGCACAUCUUGCUACCGAACCCGAGAAGUGGCUUCACAACGAGAUUCUCGACUUCUAUGACUUCGUCGCGCCCAAGCCCUUCGAGCACGAACAGCGUAAUAGGCUGGUCAACCGUGUCAACAGCGCCAUGGGCCAACGCAGGUUUCCUCAAGAGAACGGACGCAUCUUGUGUUUCGGUUCCUUCCCUGCAGGUCUCUACUUGCCCACAGCCGAUAUGGAUUUGGUAUAUGUCUCCGAUAGGCAUUACAACGGUGGAGAGGCCGUCGUGGACAUGUCUGGGAGGAACGCCAACAAGAGUCUGCUUUACAAGGCAGCCAGGAGGCUUAAAGACACCAAAUUGGCCGCCAAUGGCCAUGCUCAGGUCAUUCCUGCGCGUGUUCCCAUUAUCAAGUUCGAAGACGCUCUCACGGGGCUUCAAGUUGACAUCUCUUUCGAGAAUUUGAGCGGAGUGCAAGCGCAAGCCACAUUCGCACAGUGGAAGCAACAGUAUCCGGACAUGAUAUAUAUGGUAGCACUCAUGAAGCAGUUCCUUGUUAUGCAUGGACUGAACGAAGUUCAUACUGGCGGAAUUGGAGGGUACAGUAUCAUUUGCUUAAUUGUCAGCUAUAUUCAGCAUUCCCCUAAACCGGACAACCUCGGAGAAUGUUUCCUAGGAUUCCUAAGGUACUACGGCGAUUUUGAUUUGGCCCGGAAACGCAUCCAGAUGCAUCCGCCAGCGAUCAUUGAAAAGACCAACUAUGGCAUUGAUGGCCGCCCAGAGAGGUACGACGGUCUUUCCAUCCAGGAUCCUAACCGUCCCGAAAACAACAUCUCUGGUGGAUCCCACAAGGUUCAGCUUGCAUUUGAUGCCUUCAAAGAAGCGUACCUCACCCUCGAAGACCGCAUGCAGGCCGCCCGCUCUGGACAGAACAUCGGGCCCAGCAUUCUAGAAUGUGUCUUUGGCGGUAACUACGAAACAUACACAAAGCAACGAGACCACAUGAGGAAACUCAAGUGA